Meyerozyma guilliermondii ATCC 6260 is the source of this 4137-nucleotide messenger RNA. It is a transcript of the gene KEM1, whose product is annotated as chromatin-binding exonuclease. Lineage: Eukaryota; Fungi; Ascomycota; Pichiomycetes; Serinales; Debaryomycetaceae. The transcript has a single exon. Gene Ontology annotation, cellular component: nucleus. Gene Ontology annotation, molecular function: RNA binding; 5'-3' RNA exonuclease activity. Gene Ontology annotation, biological process: rRNA catabolic process; nuclear-transcribed mRNA catabolic process. Bases 1 to 4137 code for a protein of 1378 amino acids. The record is from RefSeq and is a predicted model, not a curated record.
AUGAACUCCAUUCUCCACACGUGUACUCAUUCUAAUGAUGACACCCUUAGUCGGAUGACGGAUGACCAAAUGUACGCCGCUAUCUUCUCGUAUAUUGAGCAUCUUUUCGAAAUCAUAAAACCAAAAGGUGUGUUCUAUAUGGCAAUUGAUGGAGUGGCUCCCCGUGCCAAGAUGAACCAGCAACGUGCCAGAAGAUUUAGGACCGCGUACGAAGCAGAAGAAAAUUUGAAAAAGGCUAUUCUGCAAGGGUUGGAAAUUCCCAAAGACGACCCAUUUGAUUCCAAUGCUAUCACCCCAGGUACGGAAUUUAUGGCCAAAUUGACCGAGAACUUGAAAUAUUUCAUCCACAAAAAGAUUUCCACCGACUCUCGAUGGGCCGAAACCGUGAUUAUCUUGAGUGGACAUGAAGUUCCAGGAGAAGGAGAACACAAAAUUAUGAACUAUAUUAGAACAAUGAAGUCUCAGCCCAAUUACAACUCCAACUCACGUCAUUGUAUUUACGGCUUAGACGCCGAUUUGAUCAUGUUGGGGUUGGUGAGCCAUGAUCCUCAUUUCUGUUUGUUGAGAGAAGAAGUCACCUUUGGCCCUCGGUCAGGAAACAAAUCCAACGAUCUUCACGACCAAAAGUUUUUCUUGUUGCAUAUUUCAUUGCUUCGAGAAUACAUUUCACUCGAAUUCCAGGACAUGGAUAACGAUGUUUCAUUCGAGUUUGACUUUGAACGAGUAUUGGAUGAUCUCAUAUUGAUCAUGUACGUCAUUGGAAAUGAUUUCCUACCCAGUCUUCCCGAUUUGUAUAUCAACAAGGGUGCUUUUCCUCUUCUUUUGGAAACUUUCAAACAGGCUUUGGCGGAGUCGGAUGGUUACAUUAACGAGAACGGUACGAUAAAUUUGAAGCGUUUGGCAAUUUGGCUUCGUCACUUGUCCGAGUUCGAGUUGGAAAACUUUGAAAAGCUGAAUGUAGAUGUUGAUUGGUUCAAUCAACGUCUCGAAGAUAUUUCAAUUACUGGUGGAAAACGAAGAGAGAGAAUGGGCAAGUUGUUGAUCUUGAAAGACCAAAAGAAAUUGGUAGGAAUGAUCAAACCCUGGCUCAUGGAAUAUUCAACGAUGAAGGUUGCUGACCUUGUUCAAUUGGAAGGUGAAGGAAAGCUCCCUCUGUUGUCUCUUCCUGCCGAAGAGGUCUCCAAGCAUUUGGACUUUAUCAAACAAUUUGCGCUUGAAGUUGGUCUUAUAAUUGUACAUUCGAGAUCUAAAGAUACUUAUGAGGCCAAAUUGGAUAUUGAUGGUAUGUCUCCUUAUGAAACAGAUGAGGAACAUGAGGAUAGAAUCAACGAGAUCAGAAAAUCCGUUAAAAAGUACCAAUCUGCUAACUUAUUCGAAACCGAAGAUUUAUUAAAGGAAUCCAGAGACAUUUACGAUGCCAAAUUUAUGAAGUGGAAAGAUCAGUACUAUCAAGAAAAGUUCAAGUUCUCGAUACAUGACAAAGAAGAGAUGGUCAAUCUUACUGAACAUUACAUUGAGGGUUUGCAGUGGGUUUUGUACUACUACUACCAAGGGUGUCCUUCUUGGAGUUGGUACUAUCGCUACCAUUAUGCUCCAAGAAUUUCAGACAUUUCCAUUGGUUUGGAAAACAUGCUUGAAAAUAACAAGAAAAUCACGUUCGAACUUGGAACUCCUUUCAAACCAUUUGAACAGUUAAUGGCUGUCUUGCCAGCAAGAUCUCGCAAGUUAAUGCCUCUCGAGUAUCGCCCAUUGAUGACCGAAUCUCAUUCGCCAAUCAUUGACUUUUAUCCAGACAAGGUUGAUAUCGAUAUGAAUGGUAAGACUGCAAGUUGGGAAGCUGUUGUCUUGUUGAGUUUUGUUGACGAAAAGAGACUUAUUGAAACUCUCAAGCCAAUUGAAGCUAAACUCACACCUGAAGAGACAAAAAGAAACUCUUUUGGAACUGACAUUGAGUUUAUUCACAACCCUCAGAUUAAUCAUGUAUACCCUUCGCCUUUGCCUACAUUCUUCUCCGACAUAGAGCACGAUAAGUGUUACGAAAAGGUAUUUGUUUUGCCAGAAAUCCAAAAGGUUGCAAUUGGUUUGGGUGAUGGGGCCUUGCUUGGUAAAAACUUACUUGCUGGUUUCCCAACUUUAAACACUGUCAAAUUUAAUGCAGAGCUUAAGCUCGCCGAAGUUCGAGUUUUCCAGGCACCUUCUAGAUCUGUGUCCAUGAUCUUGAGUAUACCCGAGCAAGAAGAAGGACUCACUACUUACCAAUUCAGUCAAAAAUUCGUGGGUCGUCUUGCCUACAGUAGAUGGCCCUUCUUGCGUGAGUCUAGAGUUGUGUCUGUGGUUGAUGAAGAAUUCAAAUAUGAAUCAGUCAAGAUCCUGACAUCUAAAAAGGUGGUUGCAACUCCAAACGAUCCGGAAGGAGUCAGAGAGUUCAAGACCACUUCCAGAAACUUGUAUGAAACAUACAAGAGGAAUAUGGGUGUUGAAUUGGGUAAAAUUGAUGCUAUUGUAUACGUGCAAGCAGUUUCUGGACUUAUUCGUAACGCCAAAGGAGCGUACGUGAAGACCUAUUCAAAGCACACUGAGGCAUAUCCUUUACAACUUAUCGUUGAAGAUGUUGUUCACAGAGAUGAAAGAUAUGCAACACGGCCACCUUUACCUAUCGAUGAAGAAUUUCCACUUGAUAGUGAGGUCGUGUUCUUGGGAGCAUUUGCUUAUGGAUCUCCUGCUACUGUUGCCGGCUUUGGUGAUACCAACGAUAAAAUCAACGUUAAGGUAUCCAAGAUUCAAACAGCCGCAGAACCCAACAUCGGACAAAGAAGAGCAGAAAUUGAGAAUAGAGAAAUCAGAUACAUGCCUUCUUUUGAAGUUGCCAAGCGUUUGAAGUUGAACCCAUUGUUCUUGUCCAAGCUUACUUCAGGAUUGAUGUUGGAUGAUGGCGGCAAGAGAGUCAAUGUUGGUCUUGAGUUGAAGUUUGAAGCUAGGCGCCAGAAGGUAUUAGGCUUUACGAAGAAGAGUGCUAAAUUUUGGGAAUUUUCUCCUCUUGCUGUGAAGUUGAUAGACGAUUACAGGGCCACCUUCCCCAAAUUUUUCAGCAAAUUGGCGCAGUCUGACCUCAAAUCCAUGCCCAAGACGCUGACGAUAACCAAUCCUGAUGAGCUAGCUGCGGUCAGGAAAUGGUUGAAGCAAGUUAAGCUGGAUUUGAUUACCGUAUCGUUGGAAUCGGAGUCUCUCACCAAAUUUUCUUUCGCUGCUAUCGAAGACUACAUGGAGAACUAUGUUUCACAAGAUAUUCCUUUGACAAAGAAAGAUAUUAAAGGUGUUCCUCGGGAAGCAGUUUUCAACCCUGGUCAAUCUUACCAAGUGUUGAGCACGCAAAGGUUCCUGCUUGGUGAUCGUGUGGUUUACGUUCAAGAUUCUGGUAAGGUGCCAUAUCUCUCGAAGGGAACCGUGGCCACCAUCACCACCGUUGGACCUAAAGUAUCAUUGGGAGUAGUGUUUGACGAAGUGUUGCUUAGUGGUAACAACAUGAAUGGAAAAUUGAGAACCAAUCGUGGUUUGAUUGUGGAUUCGUCAUUGGUGUUGAACAUAACCGACAAGCAGCUUGUUUAUCACAGCAAUGCGUCGAAGAACCGCAAAUCUGCUCCACGCAAGGUUGCGAAUGCUAAUGGACCAAAACCACUGACUCAAGGUUCUCGUGUGCCUACUGGCCAAAAUGUUGCCAAGGGACAAACCGAGCAGAAUGGGUCUGAAGCGGACACCAAACCAAAGCAAGCAAAUGAAUUACUCCAGCUUUUGCACGGUAAAAAAGUGGACAAGAGUCCUGACAAUAUGGAUGAGGAUUCUGGUUCACAUUCCAACAAUGCCAUCAGGCAAAUUUACGGACAAAUUUACUCGAAUGUGAUGAAUGAAGGAGCAGCACCAGUACCUCCUAUGGCACAACAGCAGCAAUCAUUUGUGCCAGUUGUUCCUGGUGUUCCACUUCCACCACAAUACUUUCAGCAACCACCACCUCAAGGUCAAGGUCAAGGUCAAGGCCAAAACAAUGGAAGAGGUGGAUACCAGAACGGUAGAGGAGGCAGCCGUGGAAGAGGUGGCCGUGGCAGGGGCCGUGGCAGAGGCCGUGGACGUGGAGGACAAUAA